Molecule: messenger RNA, 2351 nt
Organism: Alnus glutinosa
Lineage: Eukaryota; Viridiplantae; Streptophyta; Magnoliopsida; Fagales; Betulaceae
Product: alpha-galactosidase
Exons: 14
Coding region: 232-2163 (643 amino acids)
Biological process (GO): carbohydrate metabolic process
Molecular function (GO): hydrolase activity, hydrolyzing O-glycosyl compounds
Source: RefSeq, a predicted model, not a curated record
GUCUGAGAGUCUGAGACGCCGGACGAGAUUCUUUUUUUGUCAUUCUUUUUGUUGCAAGAAACUGAACGCUCUGCGUUUGCCAAUUCAGACGGUAACACGUCAUUAGCGUCGCUAACUCCACGACACGCUGCUUAAUUUUCCAUUAGUAAUAAAUGCGCUCCAAGUAUUUAAUUACGCAAAUGAUUGAUCACUCGGCCGGACCAGUAGCUGGGACACCCACGCCAGUGAACAAUGAAGGUCUUCGUCUUCAUCUCUAUCCCUUUUCUCAUCCCUCUUCUAAAUCCAAGAUCAUCCUCUGAAGCUCUAUCCGAUGGCGAGCCAGAACAUGCUAGCUUCCCACCUAGAGGUUGGAACUCCUACGAUUCCUUUUGCUGGACAAUUUCUGAAGAAGAAUUCUUGCAAAGUGCUGAAAUCGUAUCUAACCGUUUACGCCCUCAUGGGUAUGAGUAUGUUGUGGUGGAUUAUCUUUGGUAUAGGAGAAAGGUCAAAGGUGCUUACCCUGAUUCUCUUGGAUUUGAUGUAAUUGACGAAUGGGGGAGGAUGAUUCCUGACCCAGAUAGGUGGCCUUCCUCCAAAGGCGGAAAGGGGUUCACUGAAGUAGCUAAGAAAGUGCAUAACAUGGGUUUGAAGUUUGGGAUUCAUGUUAUGAGAGGAAUAAGUACACAGGCAGUGAACGCAAACACCCCUAUCUUGGACACUAUCUCGGGAGGUGCUUAUGAAGAGUCUGGCCGAAAGUGGAGCGCAAAAGAUAUUGGGAUUAAGGAAAGGGCAUGUGCAUGGAUGCAACACGGUUUCAUGAGCGUUGAUACCAAGUUGGGAGCAGGAAGAGCCUUCUUGAGGUCACUUUAUGAACAGUAUGCUGAAUGGGGAGUUGAUUUUGUGAAACAUGACUGUGUGUUUGGUGAUGACUUGGAUAUAAAUGAAAUAAGCUUUGUGUCAGAAGUUCUGAAGCAACUUGACCGCCCCAUAUUGUAUUCUCUGUCUCCUGGAACCAGCGUGACGCCAGCAAUGGCCAAGGAUGUGAGUGGACUAGCCAACAUGUACCGGAUAACUGGGGAUGAUUGGGAUUCCUGGGGAGAUGUCAUGGCCCAUUUUGAUGUUACGAGGGACUUUUCUAUCGCUAGUAUGAUAGGAGCGAAGGGCUUGCUGGGGAAGUCAUGGCCUGACUUGGAUAUGCUACCUCUAGGAUGGCUUACUGAUCCAGGUUCGAAUGAAGGUCCUCACAGAAGAUCUAACCUUAACCCAAAUGAGCAAACAACUCAGAUAACUCUAUGGUCUAUGGCCAAGUCUCCUCUCAUGUUUGGAGGAGAUGUGAGAAAGCUUGACGAGACUACAUACAAUCUCAUAACAAAUCCUACCCUGUUGGAGAUUAACUCUUUUAGCUCAAACAACAUGGAGUUUCCUUAUAUUACUAGUAUGAGGGAUUCUAAGAGUAGAGACGACGUUCUUGCCUGGCAAUCAACAAGAUCUCGAACAGAUGUAGAAAUAUCUGAUACACAGGUUUUGGGCCUCACAGGCUGCAUGAAUUCAAAAGCAAUUGGUUGGUAUGUUCAAGCUUCGAACCAAGACCUGGAAAAAAUCUGCUGGAAAGAAAAAUUAGGAAGCAGACACCAAGAACCGCUUUGCCUAUACAAGAGAGAGGCACUUUUUCCAUUACAUGAAAGGAUGACUUACAAACAGCAAUAUCAAGGGAAACUCCAUUUAACAACAACUGACAGAAUGGACUUUUGUUUGGGUGCUUCUUCAAAUCAGAAGCUUACUUCCAAAGAGUUCAAGAGAGGUGCUCUUUUACCUUGCAGAUGGGAUACGAACCAGGUGUGGGAGUUGAACUUCAAUGGAACCCUGGUAAAUAGCUAUUCCGGUCUAUGUGCAACAGUGAAUGAUGUUGAAGCUAAAGUCAAUUCUGGUGGAACUCGUUCUUGGAUUGCGACUGGAAGAAGAGGUGAAAUAUAUAUUGCAUUUUUCAAUCUGAACCCAGCGAAGACAGUGAUAUCUGCAAAGAUAUCGGACCUGGCUAAGGUACUUCCUGGCAAAAACUUGAAUGGAACUUCCUGUAAGGGCAGGGAAGUGUGGAGUGGAAAAGAGAUAGCGGUAACAGACCAGACUAUAUCAAUGGCAGUAGAAAUCCAUGGCUCUGUACUAUUUGUACUGAACUGUGAUUAGCGCAGGGUCAACCAAAACAAAUAUAUAUAGAGUCGUCUUCAUGCACCGUGCCAAAUGUAACGAGGUAUUUAUAUCUAUGCCGAAAUGCGAUGCUAGUUCUCAAUCACCCCACCUCCUAUUUGAGUGUAUUUACAUAUAAAUCUUAAUUUAACUAAUGAGAGACAUUCUAUCGCUCGGUUCAAAUAUUA